GCAGAAGUGAGUGUCAAGUGAAGACUGGAGCACAGUGGAGCAUGGUUCCUGUAGCUGAACUACAGUGAGCAAAUCCACUGGACACAGUAUAAUCUGGGUCCUUUUUCAACACAGCCAUGGGUCAGUUAUUCUCUGAUACAUCUAAGGAUGAAGACAGUGGAGAUUUGGAGUCCAGCUUCAUUGCAUAUUUUAAGAAGAUUAAAACAGAAAACAAAAUCAUUCCUCAGGAAACCAUCCGUUUAAUAGAAUUACAUCUGAAAAAAGGAAACAUUCAGGGGGCACACUCUGUAAUCAAUGAUGCAUUAAAAAAUGUCAAUAAAGUCCCAAUCAACAUUGCUGUGACAGGAGAGUCUGGAGCAGGGAAGUCCAGCUUCAUCAAUGCCCUGAGGGGGGUUGGACAUGAAGAGGAAGAUGCAGCUGAAAUUGGAGUAAUAGAGACAACUAUGAAGAGAAAGCCAUACAAACACCCACAAAUUAAAACUUUGACUUUAUGGGACCUGCCUGGCAUUGGAACUAUGAACUUUCCACCAAAAGAUUAUUUGGAGAAAGUGGAAUUUCAAGAGUAUGACUUCUUCAUUAUUGUUUCUGCCAUACGUUUUACAAAACUUGAACUAGACCUUGCCAAAGCAAUCAGAUUUAUGGGAAAGAAUUACUACUUUGUGAGAACCAAGGUGGACACGGAUUUAGACAAUGAAAAGAAAUCCAAACCACGGACCUUUGACAGAGAAAAGAUCCUGCAGCAGAUCAGAAGCUACUGUGUGAAUACCUUUCGUCAGAAUAACAUGGAAGCACCAGAGAUUUUCUUGAUUUCUAACAACCAUUUAUCUGACUAUGAUUUUCCAGUUCUGAUGGACACCCUGAUAAAGGAUCUUCCUGCUGAAAAGCGCCACAAUUUUAUGCUUUCUUUGCCUAAUAUCACGGAGGCAGCCAUUGACGGAAAGCGCAACUCUAUGCAGCAGUAUAUCUGGUUGGAAGCCUUCAAGUCUGGAAUUUUGGCUACUGUUCCUGUAGUGGGCAUCCUCAGAGAUGAUGUGGAGAAAUUGAAGAAGAAGCUAAACUACUAUCAAGACCUCUUUGGAGUGGAUGAUGAAUCCCUGGAAUUCAUGGCUAAGGAUUCCCAAGUGCCUCUUGAACGACUGAAAGAAAUCAUUAAAUCUCCUUAUUUGUUGGACACUAAGAAAGAAGAAACAUUUGGAGAGACAUUUUUGAAAUAUGUGGAGAAAUUUGCCUCAGCUAAUGGUGGGCUCCUUGCUACAGGUCUUUAUUUUAGGAAAACCUUUUACAUGCACCUUCUUUUCCUUGACACGGUGACUGAAGAUGCCAAAGUUCUCCUUAGAGAGACGUUUAAAAAAAAGAACUAGUUAAAACUCAACUCACCCACAGUUACUAACCAUGAAAACAUCAAAUGGUUAAUACCAGGGAGUCAUUAGAUAAAUUCCUGCUCCUGACAUAUUUUCUUUACACUACUCAAUUGUUAUAGACUAUUAUUUUAAGGUAUGUUACUUUUGCUUAUGCUGCAUUUGUUUAACUCUGUGAAACUGUAUUACUGUGCCUGUGUAAAAUAUCUGAUGGUCUAAUAAAGAACUGGCCAAUAGCAAGGCAGGAGAAAGGAUAGGUGAGGCUGGCAGGCAGAGAGAAUAAAUAGAAGGAGAAAUCUGGGAGAGAGCUAGGAGACAGAGAAGGAGAAGGACUCCAGGGGCCUGCC
This is a messenger RNA of Peromyscus californicus insignis, 1705 nucleotides long. Its product is annotated as interferon-inducible GTPase 1-like. Gene Ontology annotation, molecular function: GTPase activity; GTP binding. The transcript is spliced from 2 exons. Gene Ontology annotation, biological process: cellular response to interferon-beta; defense response. Lineage: Eukaryota; Metazoa; Chordata; Mammalia; Rodentia; Cricetidae. Bases 117 to 1361 code for a protein of 414 amino acids. Gene Ontology annotation, cellular component: endoplasmic reticulum membrane. The record is from RefSeq and is a predicted model, not a curated record.